AGCAAAGAGCCUGCCAGAAGAUCUCAAGGUCAGGCGUUCUGGCUUCCAAAUCCGUUUUCGCGUGUACCCUACCUGGAAAGUGGAAAUCGAAUCAGGGAGGAUAGUCAAUCAUGGGAGACGAAGGAUCCCUAGAACACCAACGAUCGGUAGCAGCUCCGCUGAUAUUUUUGAUUGUUAUUGGUUUUCAGCUCGCAUCUAGGUGGCUUGAUCAGUUGAAGAAGAAGGGAUCCAAGAAUGGGAAAGAGGCUCAGUUGCGUAGAGAAAUAAAGGAGCUCUAUAAGGAGGCAAGCUCCUUGUCACAGCCAUCAACAUUUGCGCAAGCUGCAAAGCUUAAAAGAUUAGCAGCUACCAAGGAGAAGGAACUUGCAAACUAUCAAGAUAUGCAGAGCAAGGAGAACGAUUCAUACUCGAGAGUUCUGCUCAUUUCGAAGGUUUUAAUAUAUUUAGUGCUGCUUAUCUGGUAUUGGAGGGUUCCUGUGGCUACCGUAUCACAGCAGCUUGUGCAACCUUUCGGGAAAUUAUUAUCCUGGAAAACGGGAGGGGUUCAGAACAACAAAAUCAUGGUUGGGAUAAUACCUUGGUUAAUAGUAUCUACCAGGGUUAGCAAAUUCAUUUGCCGUCUCAUCGAUGCCAACUAGGUUGUCAUGAUCUUCAUCUUAGUGUCGGAAGACCGCAAGCUGCUUGGGGAUGUUUGCCCUAGAUUUAAGGUGGCAAGAAUACAAUGCACAUGUACUAUAGGGAUAUUGAUAUUACUUGUAAAAAUUUAGAUAUUCAUUAAUUCAAUUCAAUUUCACUGCAGCAGCUCUAAAAUUUCCUGCUAAUUUCACGACUUGAUCACUUAUAAUUUUCUUUUUGUACUACACGCUUAUCACUGUGACUGAAUCAAAUGGAUUAUUGAAUUAGUGAAUACAUUUGUUCAUAGUGUUUUUUAUUUGAUUGUAAUUGAACUGGUAGUUAUUGAA
Neltuma alba is the source of this 962-nucleotide messenger RNA. RefSeq lists its product as uncharacterized. Gene Ontology annotation, molecular function: protein-membrane adaptor activity. The record is from RefSeq and is a predicted model, not a curated record. Gene Ontology annotation, biological process: tail-anchored membrane protein insertion into ER membrane. The coding region runs from base 111 to 638 and encodes 175 amino acids. The transcript is spliced from 7 exons. Lineage: Eukaryota; Viridiplantae; Streptophyta; Magnoliopsida; Fabales; Fabaceae. Gene Ontology annotation, cellular component: GET complex.